Carassius auratus (goldfish) is the source of this 831-nucleotide messenger RNA. RefSeq names its product reelin domain-containing protein 1-like. Lineage: Eukaryota; Metazoa; Chordata; Actinopteri; Cypriniformes; Cyprinidae. The record is from RefSeq and is a predicted model, not a curated record. Bases 1 to 831 code for a protein of 276 amino acids. The transcript is spliced from 5 exons. Gene Ontology annotation, cellular component: membrane.
AUGAUGAUGAAGAAGAUGAUGCUGAUGAAGGCAGUGUGGGCUGCAUGUGUGUUUCUGUGUGUGUUUCCCGGCCGUGGAGUGUGUUUCUCUCGUGGGGCGAGCGUCUCAUCAUGUGUGAACAUGAAACCCGGCCACAUCAGCUCCUUCCCACAACACACACACACACACCCCACCGUCAGCGUACGCACCAGCCGAUCAGUGUACCUGCCACAACACACACUCACAGUAACGGUCCAGAGUUCCCGGGCGUUUAUGGGGUUUCUGCUGCAGGCUCGCUCUGUUGUGGAGGACCGUGUGGUCAGCGGUGAGUUCACACUCCACCCUCCGAGCACACACACGCUGUCCUGCCUCAGUCCAGACGACACCGUCACACACUCGGACAAGAUGCUCAAGAGAAACCUGUCCUUCAGCUGGAGAGCCCCGACACACCCCAGCGGAGACCUGCGCUUUUACAUCACACUGGUUCAGUCCUAUUUUGUGUACUGGUCUCGAAUCAAAUCGGCAGUGGUGCAUGAUGGGACACGUAGUUCUCAGAACACUGACAGCGUUACAGGACAACCGAUGGCAAGCAGGACAGCCUCGUUACUGGAAAAAAAACACACAUCCCUGUCUGCACACACUAACACAUCUACACACACCAACACACACUCAACACACAACACACACAUAAUCACAUUGUCACACACUAAGAAUUAUGCACAACAUAACAUGGACACCAACACUCAUGCAGCACAUAACACACCUACACACACUAACACACACACCAACUCUGUCCUCAUCUACACCGACUUCCCCAAACACAUCUUCAUCUCAGAGCAUCUCGACACUUAA